Molecule: messenger RNA, 757 nt
Organism: Ipomoea nil (Japanese morning glory)
Lineage: Eukaryota; Viridiplantae; Streptophyta; Magnoliopsida; Solanales; Convolvulaceae
Product: B3 domain-containing protein Os01g0723500-like
Exons: 4
Coding region: 148-603 (151 amino acids)
Molecular function (GO): DNA binding
Source: RefSeq, a predicted model, not a curated record
CCCCGUUCCCUAUUUCCCUUUCAAUUCAAGCUUUAGGCGAUGGAGUACAAGCUUAGCGCAUGUUGAGCUACAGUAUAUAGUAUUAUAGUUCUUUCAAAAGUUUAAGCCAUUUUUUUUAAGCCAUUUAAUUAUAUUAAGAGGGAGAAAAUGGAAAACCUAACUAAGGAUCGAGGGGAAUGUCAAUCCUCAAGCAACAAAAAGAUCAAACAGAGUUAUACUUUUGAAGUUCAUGAUUUUCAUUUCACUCAAACUAUAGGGAAUAAUGACAAGGAGAAAAAGCUGAUUCCACCAAUGUUUGUCAAGCACUUGGGAAAGUGGUUAGGUGAUAUUUCAACCUUGAGGCGACCAUCAGGACACCAAUGGAGGGUUCACAUAUGCACGGAUAGAGAUGGCACUUUUUUCAGCAACGGUUGGGAGACAUUUUAUAAAGACAAUUGUCUUGACAUUGGUCAAGUUGUAUUCUAUACAUAUGUUGGAGGCAUGCACUUUGAUGUUAAAAUUUUUAACAAAGAUGGACGGGAGAAGAUGUGGGACUCAAAUUUUAUUCAAAAUUCUAAUGAAGAAAGUGAUCAUGAUAAUCCUUCAACUCCAGAUCUAGAGUAGUGCUUGCCUGGAGAGAGCGAAGUAGUGAUUUGGAAGUGCUUCUUAGUGAUUCGUCAUGCAUAGACUUGACAUUUGAGACAUUGAUGUUACUUUUAUGGAUUCUGUUUAGAUAGUAACUUUAUAAUCCCUUAUUUUGAAAUGUAUGGAUUUGGGG